UCUUCUCUCUCGCCCCAAGCCAACCAACUAACUAACAAACAACGUUUUCGCCUUCUCUCUCUAAUGUCUACCUCCUCCGUCAUCAUCAUCGGCGCCGGAAUCUCCGGAAUAUCGGCGGCCAAGGUUCUCGUCGAGAACGGAGUAGAAGAUGUAUUGAUACUGGAAGCGACGGAUCGGAUCGGUGGAAGAAUACAGAAACAGAAUUUCGGUGACGUGCCGGUUGAGCUCGGCGCCGGUUGGAUUGCCGGUGUCGGUGGUAAAGAGUCCAAUCCUGUUUGGGAGCUUGCCUCUCGUUUUAACCUCCGUACUUGCUUUUCCGAUUACACCAAUGCUCGUUUCAAUAUCUACGAUCGAAGUGGUAAAAUCUUCCCGACUGGAAUCGCUGCUGACUCGUAUAAAAAGGCGGUUGACUCGGCGAUUCUGAAGUUAAAGAGCCUUGAAGCUCAAUGUUCUUCUGGUCAAGUAGCUGAAGAAACUCCUUCGUCACCGAAGACGCCAAUAGAACUAGCCAUUGACUUUAUCUUGCAUGAUUUUGAGAUGGCAGAGGUUGAGCCAAUAUCCACUUAUGUGGACUUCGGUGAAAGAGAGUUCUUGGUUGCUGAUGAAAGAGGUUACGAAUGUUUACUCUAUAAAAUGGCUGAGGAAUUUCUCUUUACCUCACAUGGAAAUAUCUUGGACAACCGCCUCAAACUAAACCAGGUGGUUAGGGAGGUGCAACAGUCUAGGAAUGGGGUAGUGGUGAAGACAGAGGAUGGUUCCGUAUACGAAGCCAAUUAUGUCAUCGUGUCUUCGAGUAUCGGUGUUCUCCAGUCCGAUCUUCUCUCCUUCCAACCGCCUUUACCAAGAUGGAAAACAGAAGCUAUACAAAAAUGUGAUGUGAUGGUGUACACCAAGAUCUUCCUAAAGUUCCCUCAAUGUUUCUGGCCAUGUGGUCCUGGUCAAGAGUUUUUCAUCUAUGCACACGAACAACGCGGCUACUUCACCUUUUGGCAGCACAUGGAAAAUGCGUACCCGGGCUCUAAUAUUCUGGUGGUGACGUUGACCAACGAACAAUCAAAGCGCGUUGAAGCUCAAUCAGACCAAGAGACGAUGAAAGAGGCAAUGAGUGUUCUCAGGGACAUGUUUGGGUCCACCAUUCCUUACGCAACCGAUAUUCUUGUCCCCAGGUGGUGGAACAACCGGUUUCAACGCGGUAGCUACAGUAAUUACCCUAUGAUAUCUGAUAAUCAGCUUCUGCAAAAUAUCAAGGCCCCAGUUGGACGGGUUUUCUUCACAGGAGAACACACAAGUGAAAAGUUCAGUGGGUAUGUACACGGAGGAUACCUUGCAGAAGCCUAACUCUCAAAUCUACACAAAUGUCAAUUUUAU
Arabidopsis arenosa is the source of this 1368-nucleotide messenger RNA. NCBI's taxonomy places the organism in Eukaryota, Viridiplantae, Streptophyta, Magnoliopsida, Brassicales, Brassicaceae. The record is from the annotation of a GenBank genome assembly.